This is a messenger RNA of Laetiporus sulphureus 93-53, 798 nucleotides long. RefSeq lists its product as uncharacterized. NCBI's taxonomy places the organism in Eukaryota, Fungi, Basidiomycota, Agaricomycetes, Polyporales, Laetiporaceae. The transcript has 9 exons. The record is from RefSeq and is a predicted model, not a curated record. Bases 331 to 798 code for a protein of 155 amino acids.
GCCGUCAAUGUGCAUCCAUGCUCCCUAACGAGUCGUCCGGAUGCAAUUUGUCUGAUUCAAGCCAUCUUUAGCACGUCAGUCACGAUCCAUCGCGACAUACGAAUAUAUAACCGAUGCCACUGGAUUAUUUUGGAAAUCGCCCUACCUCAAUUAAAAAAACGACCACGCAGUGCCAUUGCACGUUACACACCCGCCGAUCUGGAAGGUUGCCGUUGCCGGGUGACCUAAUCGUUCUGAUCCUGUUUAUAAAAGCUGGGUAGCAACCCAAGUUUCUGAAGGUUCAAUCGUCGUUGCAGAUAUCGCAGCGCACCUAUCGCCACGAAUCCCGCUAUGUUCUUCAACGUGGUCGCUGCUUUUCUUACAGUCGCUAUAGGAUUGAUACCAGCCAAUGCUGAGACGCACACCGUUACCUUCACAAAUAGAUGCGGUUAUGGCACUCCGUACCUGAGGGCGGAAAACGGGGCUGUCUUAUCUACCGGCGGUGCCUAUACCAGCAACGGACCGCUCAUCGGUGCUAUUGCCUAUCUUCAGACCGGUAACUGCGGCAAUAAUGGAGAGGGCUGUACGCUGGUCGAGACGACGCUCGAGAAUGGGAGGAGCAGUACCGAUAUAUCCUUGGUCUAUCCGCAUGAGUUCCAUGUGACCAGCGGCUUUGGCUACUACGGCGGCUGUGACGGUGCUGGAGCAGACUGCAAGAGCGCGGACUGCGGCACCGCCUUCCACCAUUCCGGCGACACUUGGGUACAAGUUGGGUGCUCUGCUAAUAACGAAAAUCUUGCAAUCACGUUCUGCGACUAG